GUAUUAUUUACCUAGCAGAAAUGUGACAACUUUGCUAUAAUUUUAAUCUUGUUGUUUUUUAAUCCUAAACUUUACUUCCGAUAUUUUUUUAUUUUAAAUUCACGAUAUUUUACUUAACUGAAACAGGCUAUAGUUGUCUUACCUUUAAAUUCUGCACUUCAAUGAAGGCGUCUGCUCACAUAGGUGUUUAGCAUAAUAGGAAAGUGAAGAAAUGUCUAAGAAUGUUGCUGAAUCAAGCAUUUAUUAAGGCAUAAUUACCAAAAAUGAUUUCCAUCAGACAAUUUUGCUACGUUGUGUUAAUUUUUAUUUUGGAAUUUAAUUUCUCUUUAGGACAAGAUGCUAAAGCUUUAUUUCCUGAUAUUCUGAACUUGGCCACCCGUUCUAAUAUAACAGCAAAUGCCACAUGCGGACUUCAGGGAAAAGAAAAAUUCUGUAAAUUAGUGGAACAUGUCAAACUUUUUCCUGGAGAAAAUCGGCAUUGUGAUGUAUGUGAUGCAAGAAGCCAAGAUAGACGUCAGCGCCAUCCUAUCUGGAAUGCCAUCGAUGGUAGUAACAGAUGGUGGCAAAGUCCAUCCUUGACCAAUGGUGACCAAUAUAACUAUGUCACAAUUACACUAGAUUUAAAACAGGUUUAUCAAGUAGCAUAUGUGAUAGUAAAAGCAGCUAAUGCCCCUCGUCCAGGCAACUGGGUUCUUGAAAAAUCUGUAGAUGGUGAGAACUUUACACCAUGGCAGUAUUUUGGGAUUACACGGUUAGAUUGUCUCAGGGAAUAUGGAUUACCAGAUACUUAUGGUAUACCUAACUACCUCACAGAUGACCAAGUCAUAUGUACAACUAGAUACUCCAAAAUAAGGAAAUUAGAAAAUGGGGAGAUUUUUGUUUCCCUAGUCAAUGGAAGGCCUGGUGUAAAUAAACCAAGUUCUAAAUUAUUGGAAUUUACCUCAGCCAGAUAUGUUAGAUUAAGAUUUGAGAAGAUUCGUACCUUGAAUGCUGAUUUGAUGACUCUUAGACAUUACUUCAGGUCUAAAUAUAUAGAUCCCUCAGUUACAGAAAGGUAUUUCUAUUCCAUUAAAGACAUAUCUAUUGGUGGACAGUGUAUUUGUUAUGGUCAUGCUGUAAACUGUCAACCUGUUGCAAACACUGAUAGAUUAUCAUGUGACUGUACCCACAAUACCUGUGGUAAUAACUGUGAGAAAUGUUGUCCAGGAUAUUAUCAGAAACAAUGGCAACCAGGUCAUCUUGGAGAAGGAUGUGAAAAGUGUAACUGUCACAACCAUGCAGAUGACUGUGUUUACAAUGCUACCGUUGAUGCCAGAGGUUUAAGUUUAGAUAUCAAAGGAGAAUAUGAUGGAGGUGGUGUAUGUCUCAAUUGUAGGGACUAUACUACUGGUAUAAAUUGUGAACAGUGUAUAGAUGGCUAUUAUCGUCCCUCUGGUAUACCUCACACCUCAAGGUAUCCAUGUAGGCAGUGCAGAUGUAGAGAAACAUUAGGCUCUACUGACAGAUGUUAUACAGAUGAUAGUCGUGUUCAAGGAGGAUUUCAACCUGGAGACUGUAUAUGUAAGCCAGGAUUUGGUGGCCGUCAGUGUAAUGACUGUGCCUUUGGUUACUAUGGAUACCCGUAUUGUAAACCAUGUCCAUGUAAUCCUAGUGGGUCAGUUGAUACUUCCAGAUGUGAUGGAAAUUGUAUAUGUAAGCCAAAUGUAGAAGGACUAACAUGUGACCAAUGCAAGCAGGGAUAUUAUAAUCUAGAUAGAAACAAUCGAGAUGGUUGUAGGAAAUGUUUCUGUUUUGGUAUAUCAACUAUAUGCCAGAGCUCUGAUCUAAGAUUGAUGAAGAUAUCACACUUAUUAGGUGGAAUGGGUGGAUGGACAGUUACCACACUGAACACUGAUGGUUUUACAUUGUUUGUUCAACCUAACAAUCAGGGAUGGCUGGAGUAUUUGUCUUAUCCAGCAUCUACCCAGAAUUCAUUGGACCAGACUGGUUCUGAUGUUAUAUACUACUGGCAAGCUACAAUCAAAUAUCUAGGAAACAGAUUAACAUCAUAUGGAGGAACAUUAGAGUAUACACUACAGUAUGAUUUAGAUACUACAGUACCAUUCCAGAGACAUAUCUUUGAUGUUAAUGUUAUUAUGCAGGGAAGCAACAUAACAUUAGCUAGUGGUAAAGGCUAUGUCCGAGAAAACAAUGACCAUACUGAGAGGCUGACCUUGACUGAGAAUAACUGGUCAAGAAUGACCGAUGGAGGGAGAUAUGUAGACUUACAACCUGUUAGUAAACAAGACUUCAUGACAGUUCUAUAUAAUGUGGAAAGACUAUUGAUCAGAGCUACAUACCAUACAGGACAGAAAACUAUGUAUUUGAAAAGUGUAACCUUAGAUACAGUGAGUGCUUCCUCUCCCAGCAACCUUACACUACCUACUGUAGAGAAAUGUAAUUGUCCUCGAGGUUAUCAUGGAUUAUCGUGUGAGAGUUGUGAGCCAGGAUACAGACGGGUAGAUGAUAUUGUGUAUGGAGGAAGAUGUCAGCCAUGUCAAUGUCAUCAGCAUGCUGACAAGUGUGACCCAAAUACUGGAAAAUGUAUAGUCUGUAAGGAUCACACGACAGGAGACAGAUGUGAUCAAUGUUUACCUGGUUACUAUGGUGAUCCUAUGAAGGGAACUCCCAUGGAUUGUAAAGCAUGUGCCUGCCCAUCAACUGAUCCCAGAAAUAAUUUUGCCACCAAAUGUGAGUGGCACCCUGUCAUCCUAAAUGAAGAUAAUUACCAUUGUUUAGACUGCAGAACAGGACAUGUUGGAGUACAUUGUGAACUUUGUGGUGCAGGUUACUAUGGUGACCCUUUGAUACCAGGGGGUUAUUGCCGACCCUGUGAAUGUAAUGGAAACAUUGAUUUGAGAGAUCCAUUCAGCUGUGAUUCUAUGUCAGGGAGAUGUUUGACAUGUUUAAACAAUGCUGAUGGUGACCGAUGUGGUGUGUGUAAACCUGGGUUCUAUGGCACAGCUGUCAAUGGGGACUGCUCAGCAUGUGAUUGUGAUGGUUACGGGUCAACUGGUCUGUCAUGUGACCGUUAUACAGGUCAAUGUCAAUGUAAAGAAAACUUUGGAGGAAGAAAGUGUGAUCUUUGUCAGAAAGGAUUUGGUCAGAUGAAAGAGGGUUGUCUCCCCUGUGAUUGUGAUGAUCAGGGUUCAGUAGGGGACCAGUGUGAUCCCUACACUGGGCAGUGUGUUUGUAAGACAGGUGUAACAGGACUUCAGUGUAAAACAUGCAAGGAAGGGUUUUAUGGAUUUUCUUAUAGAGGGUGCAUUGAUUGUAAGUGUGACCGUGAUGGAACUAACCAGACAUAUCAGUGUAGUAUGAACACGGGGUAUUGUAACUGUUUACCCAAUGUUAUUGGUUCUAAAUGUGACAGUUGUCAGGACAACCAUUGGGGUUUACCACUAGGUGGAGGAUGUACACCAUGUGACUGUAGCCCUGUUGGUUCUAGGUAUAGACAGUGUGACAGAAGGACAGGUAAAUGUCCCUGUAGACCAGGUAUUGGAGGACAGAAAUGUGACAAAUGUCUACCGGGAUACUUUGGAUACUCACAGUAUGGAUGCAGAAGAUGUCAACCAUGCACCAAACCAGGUUAUAUCUGUGAUCCAUUGACAGGGGAAUGUGUGUGUCCACCGUACACAACAGGUGUGCAAUGUGAAAGAUGUGCUUCUAACAGCUGGGAUUAUAAUCCUGUUGAGGGAUGUAAGCCAUGUGGCUGUAUGAGUGGGUCAUCAGUGAGUCAGCAGUGUGAUUUGUACACUGGUAAAUGUCGCUGCAAGCCAGACUUCACAGGGGACAAGUGUGACAGUUGUUUGUAUGGUUUCUACCGAUAUCCACAAUGUUUAUUGUGUUUAUGUAGUGCUGAAGGAACAGACUUGUCCAGUUGUAACACCGAGGGUCAGUGUAAAUGUGAUGACAGUACAGGACAGUGUCAGUGUAAAAAAAAUGUAGAAGGAAUGGAUUGCUCCCGGUGUCAACCUUUGACCUUUAGUUUUGAUGCUGAGAACCCCUAUGGAUGUUCAGACUGUUUUUGUUUCGGAAGAUCUUCACAGUGUAGACAGGCUAAUUAUAUUUGGUCACAGAUGACCUUUCCAGACAGAUCUGUAUUUGUGGAUGACAGAGUACCAAUUGUUAUACCUAGGAAGUAUAAACUCUAUAAUGUCAUCCCACCUGGUAAUUCACUUCCUGCUAGGAUGCCUGAUGGGGCUUUGUACUGGAGUUUGGCAAAGGAAUCACUUGGGGAUAUGACUUUAUCCUAUAAUGGUUAUCUGAGUUACACUGUUUCUAGUGCACAGCAGACUUCUACGAUCAGUCCACAAAUUGUUAUAGUUGGUAAUGGAUUUCAGUUAGUACACACUGGUACUACUGGUCAAACACAUAGAGUUAAACUACAUGAGAGUUAUUGGAAAGUAUUGGGUUUUGAAGGCACAGCUACAAGGAAAUUAGUUAUGGUUGUUUUACAAAAUGUGACAGACAUUUUACUUCUUGGAAGUCAUAAUAGAAAUAUUCAAUCAUUAUCCCUUUCAUCUGUGAAACUAGAUAUAGCAGUACCAGCUAAUGGGACCUCUUCAGGGAAAGCAGCUCAUGGUAUAGAAUCCUGCCAGUGUCCAACAAAAUACUCUGGCUUGUCUUGUCAAGAUCCAUCUGAAGGGUACUAUAGGAUACGUUUCAAUAUCACUGGAGAGAUUUCAGAUCCUCUUGUUGUGAUUGGUGGAGUGAAACUAUGUGACUGUCAUGGGCAUGCCUCAACAUGUGAUAAAGAAACAGGACUAUGUCAGAAUUGUGAGCAUGAUACUGUUGGUAGGUUCUGUGAAUCUUGUGCCCCUGGUUACUAUGGUGAUGCAACAAGAGGAACAUCAUCAGACUGUCAACCAUGUGCUUGUCCUCAUAUAAAUAACAAUUUCAGUCCCUCCUGUGAAGUGACUAGUGGACAGCUAGUGUGUACAAACUGUUCUGAGGGGUAUGUUGGAAGGAGAUGUGAAAGUUGUGCGGAUGGAUAUUAUGGUAACCCCAGGAGUUUAGACGGAAGUUGUAAGCCCUGUAGCUGUAAUUUGGAGGGAUCUGUAUCCUCUCGUUGUGACAGUAGAGGGAUUUGUGUUUGUCUGCCUGGAAUCUCUGGUGAUAAAUGUAAUCAGUGCCAACCAAGAUAUGCAGUAGAUAAUGGUGUUUGCAUUUCAUGUGAUGAAGGGUGUACCAGAGAUCUAAUGGCAGAAUUAGACCGAUUAGAAAGAAAUAUUUCCACAGUCAAUAUUACAGGAAUAAUUCCUGCUCCGUGGAAUAGAUUACUAAAAAUUCACAAUGAAACCAAAGAACUUAGGGAAUUGCUUGAUAGAAUGGAGUUUUCUGAAAUAUUAGAUUUAGAGAAUCGGACCAAAGAAGUUCAAGAUAUGGCUGACAAACUCAUGCCUAAAUCAAUGAGAGCCUUAACUAAAGCAGAGAAUAUAGAAACAGAUGCCAAUAUUCUGAAGAAGAAUGGUACAGCAUUGGCUGACAGUAUAGAGAAAAUGUUACAAGAUUUGAAAGAUGAAUUAGGAAAGUUGGAAGAUAUUGUAAAGAAUUUGUACCACAAUGAGAGUGGUCUGAACAUCACUGCUGCUUUAGAGGAAGCCAAGGAAAUUAUGAGGGAGAUAGAACAGAGAAACUUUACAAGGAAAAUAUCUGAAGCUUUCAAUGAAAGCAUGUUAGCAGAAAAAUUAUCAGAAGAGAUACUGAAAAUGAAAUAUAAACUGAUAAAUGGGACAGAAGAAGUGAAAAAGAAACUUGAUGACAUCAUCAGUCGUCUGCUGGACCUGCAGGAACAGUCUCAGAAGUCUAAAGACAAAUCACAAGAAGCUGACACCAUUAACUACAAUCUUGCCUAUGACUUAAAACAGUUACAGGACACUAUAUAUGAUAUAGAAAUCCAUGGAGAUAGGACAACUGUUGCAUUAGGUAAAGGCCAUACUCUGAAUAUAAUGUCAUGGGCAGCUCUCAAUCAGACCAGAAACAACAUUAAAAACUUGGAAAGAGAAGCAAGUAGAUUAGAUAUUGCACUUCCUAGAUUAAAACAGAGGAUAGAAGAUUAUAGGGACCAAUUACCUAAGAUUGAAAACUACACUGCUCUGGCAAUAAAACAUGCUGAAAUGUUAUUGGACCAAGCAGAAUACUUAGAAAAGACAUUUGAGAAAACAAAAGCUGAUGCAGAAAUUCCUUUGAAGGCAGCUAGAGUGUAUAGUAAUAUUGUCAAAGCUGUUGAGGAGGCAGAAAAAGCAGCAAGAGAGGCUCUCACAGCUGCUGAAGAUGCUAUACAAAUUGCUGGAGUAGAUGAUAUAAAAAAUGAAGUUGAGAAGUCAUUGAGAGACAGUAGGAGACUAUUGGUUAGGGCUAAUGAACUCAAGAAUAGAACUUCAAGUUUAGGCAACCACUUAAAUACCUUAAAAGGAGAUGUUGAUAAAGUUGACAAUACACAGACAGAUAUAAGAAAUGGUCUUCAGGAUAUUAGAAAUGGAAUAGAUACCUUACCUAGAGGUAUCUCUGAUAGAGCCCGGAGAGUUACAGAUGUGGUAGCCUUGAUAGAUAAUAAGGUUCUCACUUCACAAGCUAAGUUAAAUGCUGUUAAAGAUAAAAUUGACAACAAGUUGUGGCCUAAAUAUAGAGAAAUAAGAGACUUCUCUGUGGAUGGAUAUAUAACUGAUACAAAAAAUUCCAUUGAUAUUGCAAGAAGGAACAUACAAGGAAUGGAAGCCAUCAUAGAUGAUGUGGAGGCAGCUCAAAAUAGGACAAAAGAUGCAGAGUCUAAUAUGAUUGGUAAACUAAAACUACUGAAAGACAACAUAGCUCAAGCUAGAGCCCAAGCUGCUAAGGUGAAAGUGUCGUUGUUAUCGGGAGGUAAAUGUGCCAGAUCCUACAGAGCAAAAUAUAAACAAGCAGCAACUAAUAAUAUCAACUUUAUCUUUAAAACUAAUCAGACAUCACAAGACAUGCUGCUUGUAUUAGUCCAAAAAUCUACUCAGGAAUAUCUGUCUGUGGAACUGAUUAAAGGUUACUUGAGGUUUGGUUGGGAUGUAGGUGAUGGACCAUCCAUGGUUGAUAGUCCCAGGAAGAUUAUCCACCAAGAUGAUGCUGUCAACGAAGUAGAUAAAUGGUAUAAAGUUGAGGCACUCAGAAUACAGAAUAUUGGAAUAUUAAAAGUAUCCCCUGUUAAAGAUAUGUUGAAUGUAGAAGAAAGCAGAACAGCCUCUCCAGGAAUAAAAUCUACUCUAAAACUGGAUGAUACUACACAGUUAUUUGUAUCUGGUACCCAUAUCAAUCAUAUUAGACCCUCUAUGGUAACCAAUGGAAACUUUUCUGGUUGUAUAAGUGAACUUCAUUUUGAUGAGGCUCGUAUUGGUCUACAUGAAUUCAAGACAUCAUCACCAUUAUGUGGUGGUUGUAGGGAGGCGCCUACUGCUGCAGCAUCAGCGACAACAUUCCAUUUCCUGGGAUCAGGAUAUGCUUCUAUCCCCAAAAUACCUAAUUAUAACAGUAGGGAAUUCCAGAUAAGUUUCCAUUUCAAAACAUUCUGGGCUAACUCUACACUGCUGUUUGCUGGGAAUGAACAACUGGGUGACUUUUAUUACUUAGGUUUAGAGAACGGCAAGUUGGUAUUACAGAUAUAUACUGGUGGUGUGACAUUUUGUAGGCUGUCCUUAUCAGAAAACCUUGAAUAUAACAAUAAUAAAUGGCAUUUUGUGGUAGCAGACAGGAUUGAUCGACAGGUUUUAUUUACAUUAUUCAUUAAUGAACAGAUAAGACAUUUCAUCAAUAAAUUUAUGAAGUUGGGAUUUUCCUUGAUGUUUGAAAUGGUUUCAUACUUUGAGUUACCAGGAGAUUUCAUAUCUUUAGAGACUGUAAAUGGCAAACUGGUCCUGCAGUUUUACUUGGGUGGCAUCACCUAUGCACGUGCAGAGACAAACGGAACAUAUACUAAUAAUUCAUGGGUUUAUGUACUUGCUGAUCGUGUAGACAAAAGGGCUUUGUUACAAGUUGGCGAGGAGAGGAUAACAUGUGAGGCCCCUGGUAAUAACAAUGGUCUAGAUAUACUUGGAAGCAAGUUUUAUUUUGGUGGAUAUCCAGAUAGUGUUGACACUACAGAAUUCAAAAAGAGGGGAACCAUUAUCAACACCAAAUUUUUAGGCUGUAUGAAAGAUAUUCAGUACCAAGGAUCACGAAAUAGGGUGGACCUGUUACAAGAGGAGAUUGUUGGGGUUCAAGCAGGGUGUCCAGAUGAGGGCUACAGAAAUAUUGGUUUUUAUGGGAGAGGUUAUGCCUACUACAAAGCUCAAUCACUUCUGGAGAGUCAAGGGGGAAUAACCCUGUCUUUCAGAACUAUGAGACCAAAUGCUUUAUUACUGUUGGCUAGAGAUGUGGAUGACAGGAACUAUUACACCUUAGCAUUAACAGAUGGUAAGAUAGAAGGAAGAUUUAGUGGCAAUUCUAUACCACAGAUCAUAACAUCUCAAGGAACGUACAAUGAUGGCAGAACACAUACUGUGGGAGUUCUUAAGAAAAAUAGAAUGAUAACGGUAUAUGUUGAUGAUGUAUUUAUUGGUGAGAAAACAUUACCUGUUGGUAUAACAACUAUUGAAGUAACACAGCUAUACCUUGGUGGUAUAGGACUGCCUACCAGCCAAGACCUAGCACCAAACUUUGAAGGAUUGUAUGGGUGUAUGAAUGAUGUUGUUAUCAACGGAGAAAUAUUGAAUUUGAAUACAGAUGUGUUUGAGAAUGCUGAUGUUGGUAGAUGUUCUAUCCCAGAACCUCCGGAAGAUAACAGUCAAAAUUUGGAUCGCCGUACAACACCAGCAUCACCGGUCACUCCUGCUGUUACUCCAAAACCUGUUACUAAAUCAGCACAGGUUAUACCGACUACUAGUAGUAGUUCACCUGGAUGUGCUGUACAAUCUGAUCUAGCUCUUGAUCCAUUCAUGUUAACCUUCGGUAAUGAGGAGGGAGAUAGUUAUGGUGAAAUAAGUAAUAUAGCCAAGAAUCAUAUUAAUGUUAGUGACGAUACAAUCUGGUUCAACAUUAGUUUUGAAUUCAGAACAUUCCACCAAGAAGGUGUGUUUUUCAUUAUUGGUAAUCCUUCCAUUAUAAAUGGUGAUUAUGUAGCUGCCCAGAUCUAUAAAGGCUAUGUAAUGGUGAUGUUUAAAUAUGAUGGUGAUCUCUACAGUGUAAACUCUACCAUCAAAACAGCUGAUGGAGACUGGCAUUCAGUGCAGGUUUUAAAGGGAACAAAAAAUGUCAAGUUACAAGUUGACAAGAACACAAAAAGGAUUCCAAUAAAAAGAAAACUUAACAUUAAUGCUCCUGUAUUUGUUGGGGGUGUUUCUGAGGAAUUAAGGCCACGCCCAGAACUAGUUCAACACAGUUUACGAGGAUGUUUAAAGAAUUAUUACAUCAACGAUCAGAUGAUAUUAAUCAAGGAUGCAAGGAUUGUUAAAGGUGUUACUAAAUGUUACGUGAAUGUAGAACCUGGAGUGUAUUUCACAGGAUCAGCGUAUGGUAUAAUAGAUACAAGCUACAGAGUAGGUGAUCGAAUGGCGAUUAGUUUUGAAUUUCGAACACACAAAUCUGAAGGAUUGAUAUUAUCGCUAAGUAAUGGUGAACUAGGACCUGCACUGACAGUAGAACUUUAUAAUGGGAGGAUCCAGUUUAGUGUAUUUAAUAGAGACCGGUAUUCUGUUGUGUCAGAGAACUCUGAGUUCGAAUUAUGUGAUAAAUCCUGGCACUCUGUAGAGGCUGAGGUUGCAGGAGAUGUUAUAGAACUGAUAGUUGAUGGGAACAAUCCAUUGUAUGGUGUUAGUUCUUUUAAAGAUACAGAUAUAGAUACCUCAGCACCUUUAUUUAUUGGAGGCCUUAUAAGUCCAACUAUGAAACAGGAAGCAGCAUUAACAACACAAGGAUUUGAAGGCUGUCUGAGGAACUUUAAGAUUAAUUCAGCCCCGGUGGACUUUUUCAAUCUAGUACAAUCAUAUGACAUCCAUAAAACAGAUUGUCCAGUUUAAGAAAGUCUUUCUACACAGUGCAAUAGAUAAAUGGAUUUUGAUUUUGUGAAAUCCAUAUACGAAAAAUUUCUCAGGGCAAAUCAGCAACUUUAACAUAAUAAACUCAGAUUGUGUUGAACCAAAUCUGAAAUAUUCUUUUCUAUUAUAAAAGGAAAAUUGACUUUAAAUGGCAUUAUGUAUAAGAUGACAUUAAAUGAUUGCAAUUCAUCUUUAUUGUAAGCAAAAUGAUCAAUGAGAAAGUGUCAGUUUUUAGGUUUGAUUUCUUAUUUUAACCUGUCCAUGUACAGGUUGGAGGCAUUGAUUAACUUAACUUUUAUAACCUUUGAUGUUAAUCAAAAAGAUUAUUGUGAUUUGCUAAUGACAAUCAGACAUAUUUCCUCAUGUCUUUCAAAGUUAUAUAUACUCCUGUCUAUAAACAGAAAGUAGAAGUAUAGAAAGUAUGGAUUGUAAGACAUUUUGUAUUGUGGUUAUAUUGAUGUUGUAGUCAUUGAGUUAUUUAAAACUCCUAUCUUCGUGAAAAAUUAACCUCAUUGGGAAAAUAAAGGCAUUUUCUUACUUUUAAAUAUUUUUAGAAUCUUCUGUUGAAUAUAUAUUUAGUGAUCAUUUGGUGCCUUUUUACAUCCGUCCUUUGUUUCAUAAUGUUAUACAUGAAAAAUUGUGAAUGAUGUAAAUAGAAUACAAAUAACAAUUAGGCACUAUUAUGUUUUAUUCCUGAAACAAAACUAUGUAGUAUUAUUUGUUUUUUUUUAUUUUCGAGUGUCUCCUACAGGAGAAGCAUUUAAUUUUACAUUGUUAAUGUUUUCAUGUUUUUGCUUUAAAAAAAAUAGAUAAAUGUAAUUAAGUAAGUCUAUGUUUAAAUAGGCCCUAGGAUGUUGGUUUAUGUGACAAUAUUAAACUGUAACUUAGCAAUUACUAUCCUUACAAUAAAAAAAAGAUUUUAUUGUAUACUUGAAUUGCAUUUUUUUGUUAACAUGUAUUUCAAUCUAAUACAAUAUGUUGUUUAAUUUCAUUGGAUGUUCCAAUCCAAAAUAAAGCAAAACAAGAUUCCUUAAGUGUAUUAUGCUUGAACAUUAAAAAUUAAAAUUUCCUUGUGACAAAUAUUAUCCAACCUAUCUACCAGGAUAACGUUUUACUGUACAAUUUGGUUUGGUUUUUUUUAUCUUUUUACUGAUAUCAACAUUUAAGUUAAGUGGUUUAAGUGGACUUUUAAAAAAGGAUUCACUGCAUAACAGUAUCCAUGUGAUGCUGAACUGUAAUAUACAUUGUCAUCUGUUUAUUAACUAGCAGAAUCAUAUAGUGAAUAGCAGUCACCAUGUUGGAUAUUUAAAAAAAAAUAUUUAAAAAUCCCAGUUUAAUGUUUUAUUACAGAUACAAUACAAAUUACUCUAUUUGUAGAAGAGGUUGUUUGACAUGCUUUUUUUUCUCAUUAGUAAUACUUUACAUACUUUCCAUAAUAUUUGAGCAUACAUGAAUAAGUCAGCCUCAUAUGUGCUGUUAAUUCUACAAAAGUUAUCACAUUUAAUCUAGAAAAAGAACCUUUUUAACCAAGAAAAAAAUCCUAAGAACUGAAAAAUGUGGGACAGAUUUAUUCAUUAUGCUUAUUUAAUUGCCAGAAUUAUGUAUGCAGAAGUGGAUAAAUAGUUAUCAAAGGUACCAGGAUAAAACUAUUUUUAGAUCUGAAUCCAAGACAGAAACAAAGAAAAAAAUAUAUGCAAUAUUAUCUAGUAGUGUUGCAUCUACAUAGUUCCUUGUCCAAGAAUGUUUGAAGUAUGGUAGAUAGCUAUAUUUAACAAUAUUUACAAGUAAUACUGUCAACCUGUAUUAAACUUGAUAUCAGCUGGUACCAAGUUUUUAUUCAGUUUUGAAAAAAUAUAUGUGAUAUUUUUUAUCACAAGCAUUGUAGUGAUUGUUAAUUGUAUUUAUACAUGUACAGUAAUUUAUUGUGUAAUUUUUUUGUUAAAUUUUAUGUUGUAUAUGUGUAUUAAGGUAUAUUUUAAAUGAAUCAAAGAUUAAAAUGUAGUAAAACAGAAUGGGUGCUAUAUGUAAAUGAUGUUAUGUAUU
Molecule: messenger RNA, 12122 nt
Organism: Mytilus trossulus (common blue mussel)
Lineage: Eukaryota; Metazoa; Mollusca; Bivalvia; Mytilida; Mytilidae
Product: laminin subunit alpha lam-3-like
Exons: 62
Coding region: 264-10061 (3265 amino acids)
Biological process (GO): regulation of cell migration; regulation of cell adhesion; animal organ morphogenesis
Cellular component (GO): basement membrane
Molecular function (GO): signaling receptor binding
Source: RefSeq, a predicted model, not a curated record